This is a messenger RNA of Adineta ricciae, 975 nucleotides long. The record is from the annotation of a GenBank genome assembly. Lineage: Eukaryota; Metazoa; Rotifera; Eurotatoria; Adinetida; Adinetidae.
AUGAAUGUAUCUAACGCGAGUACCUACGCAUUGACAUUAUCAAAAAUUAUUGGAAUAGUUCCAUUAUACAUCAAUUUCAUCACAACCAUCGCUGGUACCAUCGGUGGAGUUUGUAAUUUGAUAACAUUUACCGCUCCUCGGUUACGUACGAACUCGUCGGUGUAUUACUUAUCAUGUGCAACAGUUUUUGAAAUCCUCUCAAUCUUAUUUAUUGUCCCGACACGGAUCGCUUUGGAUAAUUUCGGAAAUACUCUAGAGCGUCAAUCGAUGGUGUUCUGUAAGAUUCGUUAUUAUAUAUCGAUCACAUUUCCAAUGCUGGUUACGUAUUAUAUUCUAUUCGCGAUAGUUGAUCGAAGCCUAGCUACGUCGCGGCACGUGGAGAUACGUGCAAUGAGUCGAUUGACAUUCGCACAUCGAAUAUCUUGGAUCAUUUUUCUGAUUGGAACAACUGCGUCUGUACAUGUUUUUAUAUUUUUUAAUACGAUUAACAAUAAUUGUCAAGCUCCACCUGGCAAUGUGUAUACAAUCGUUUUCGCCAUUUAUUUGAUCUUUAUCGUAUCCAUUUUACCUCAUUCGUUGAUGUUCAUUUUUGCUUUGAUUACUUUCCGAAAUUUUAAACGAACAAGACAACGAGCAAUGCCAGUCUUAGCUUCAGCAUAUAACUCGCGAACGAAACGUUCGGAAAGUCAAUUAAUCAUGGUGAUUAUCGCACAAAUUCUUAUCAGUUCUACACUUGUUUUGCUACGUUUGGGCUCUUAUACCUAUUCGACAUUGACCAGUGGAAAUCAGAAUAAAACAGUUGGCCAACGAGCGGUGGAAGAUUUCUGCAUUCGACUUGGCUUUGCAUUGUACUAUUUUAGUUUCGCGACCUCGUUUUAUUUAUCAACUUUACCAAGGAAAUUUUUUCGCGAAAUUUUUUUUAAACGAGUACGAAAAUUGUUCUAUCGUUUUCUACGAUCAUUUUUUGUUGAAUAA